Molecule: messenger RNA, 1903 nt
Organism: Cutaneotrichosporon oleaginosum
Lineage: Eukaryota; Fungi; Basidiomycota; Tremellomycetes; Trichosporonales; Trichosporonaceae
Biological process (GO): regulation of DNA-templated transcription
Cellular component (GO): nucleus
Molecular function (GO): zinc ion binding; DNA-binding transcription factor activity, RNA polymerase II-specific; RNA polymerase II transcription regulatory region sequence-specific DNA binding
Source: RefSeq, a predicted model, not a curated record
CACAUCUCCUCCCCACUCUCUUUGCACACUCGGGCUCUCAUUACCCACUCACUCUCACCCGCGUCCUUCUCACUACCACCACAUCCGCGCCCGUCACAGGCGCCAUCAUCGCCCACCCAUGCCGCCCGCCCAGCCGGGCCAGCCGUCCGCCAUGUACAAGUACCUCCAGGACGACAGCGGCCAGUCAACUCUCAAAAAAGUGAAAUGCCAGAGGGCAUGCAAGUUCUGUCGCAAGAGCCACACAACCUGCGAAGACACACGACCAUGCCAGAGGUGCAUAAAGCGAGACAUUGCGCAGCUGUGCCUGCAGGAUGAGGCAGAUCAGCUCGCGCAACAGGCAGCCCAACAACAGCAGCAGCAGCUGGCCGCCGCCGCCGCGGCCGGUAACAGCAACGGUGCCAAGUCUACCAUCCCAGCGAAGCGAAGAGGAUACUCUUUCGAGGCGAGCGACCGACCACCGCCUGAUCGCCGGCCCAGUCUUCCUCAGGGAGCGGGCAGCGCGGCGCCACAGUACCUCGACAGCGCGUCUGCCGGCACUGGCGGCCCUAGUGGAAGCAGUCAAGCGGGCGGGUCAGUGCAGACGCCCUCGCCGAGCCAUCCGCCGGGCACGGACAUGGUUGGCAACGUGCCACUUCCCAACAUGAUGUCGCCGCAGGACUCAUUCCGGUCAGGACCAAUGUCAGGCUUCGAUCAGGAGAUGACGAGCCCGCUCAACACGUCCGGGCGGAUGCCCCAGUGGUACGACCCGGCCUUCCAAACAGACCAGAAUGCACAGCAAGCCCCACAGUCGGUUUCGCAGUCUGCAGCGACCCCCGAGGGCUUUUCGUGGUCGGCACUUGUGGACGGUCUCAUCGACCCAUUGCACUCGCAGUCGCCUUCAGGCGAGUUUGCCUGGCUCAACGCCAACACAGCCAAUACGCCAAACGGGCGCGGACUGCAGCCCAACGCGCACAUGAGCGGCCCCGUAUCCGCGUCACCGGGAAAUUCGGCGCUCAAGAACGAGUCGCCCAUGAGCCCCGACGUGCUCAACAACGACGGGCCUGUGAUGCCAUACAACUACACGUUCGGAUACUCGCGAUUGAAGAGCUGGGCCAAUUCCAUGACGGAUCCUGUCAAGGUGCGCGUCAACGCGGCGACUGACAAGUUCAAGCCGAUCCUGCACUCGUGCUUGUCGCAGUACAGCGAGGAGCAGAUCAUCAGCGUGGAGGUCCAGUUCCUUGCAUACGUGCGCAAUUGGUCGACUUUUUGUGACACGAUCCCUGCUCCAGCUUGCAUCUGGCGACGAACGGGCGAGAUUUACGCGGCGAACAAGCGAAUGCUUGCGCUUAUGGACAUGACUCCGCAAACGUUCCGUCCCGGCAAGAGCGCGCUGUACAACGUGAGCCGGUCGAGAUUCCAGCUGACCGCAGGUUCUGGACCCGAUCUCAUUCAUGGACUACUGGGAGGACUACGGGGGCCAGGUGCUGCACCACCUCUCUGACCGGUCCAACUUCGACACGAUCGUGCCUGUGGCCAUGGCGAACCGGCCGGGCGAGCGGACGCACCUCUUGACGUCCAACAUGGCGUUCGAUACCAUCGGGCUCCCGCUCGUGGCCACUGCCGUGCUCACCCCCCUGCGCCCGCCAAACCGCACCCCGGCGGAGCCCACCAUUGAUGUGCAGGUAGGUGGCACGCAGCUCAAUCCGGUGAUCCGUCCCAUCUCGCUGUCGUCCCUGCGCUACCUGUGGAUGGUGUAGGCGCCACCCACCUCCAUGCAGCCGCGGGGACGUACGAGGUUGGUCACGCUUGGUGCUUUCGAACUGCGCUAACAUCAGAUGGAGUCAUGAGCGACAUGAACAAGAUGAGAGGAAGGAGGAAGAGUAGUGUACGGUACGAAUCUUAGGCUGAGAGCCUGAUCGUGUAU